This is a messenger RNA of Symbiodinium necroappetens, 687 nucleotides long. The record is from the annotation of a GenBank genome assembly. NCBI's taxonomy places the organism in Eukaryota, Dinophyceae, Suessiales, Symbiodiniaceae.
GUUGCGCCGGGCAUGGAGGAGCUUUUGCUCUGGGAGCGAGGUUUGGCGCCCGUCUUCUCGGAGUCCCAGAAAGACCUGGUGCUGGAGCGGAUCUUUGGCAUGAUCGGCACUUCCAGCCGCUUCUAUGUAGAAGUCGGCACGCAAUCUGGGGAGCAGUGCAACACGCGCUAUCUGAGAGUGCGCUACGGCUUUCACGGCAUAAUGCUGGAUGACAACUUCCGGAACAAGCACGUAAACCUGAAACGGCAGUUCAUCACCCCGUCGAACGUGGUGCAGAUUUUUCAGGAGAACAGUGUACCUCAGCGCUUCGAUCUCCUCUCCCUGGACACCGACGGCUACGAGUGGCUGCUAUGGCUCAAACUGAAUGAAGCUGGGUAUGCCCCGCGGGUCGUGGUGUUGGAGUAUGGUGAGAACUUACCGUACACUGAAGAUGUGAUCAUCCGGCACACGACCUUCCCGGUCCACCGGCUCUGCCUCUCGCAGCUGCAACGCUUUCCGAAGGUCUCUGGUGCCAGCAUCACGAGUCUGCUCAAACUGGGUCGAGCUUGGGGCUACCACCUGGUCCACCUGGUGGCCUGUGGCACCAGCGACCUCAUCUUCAUCCGCGACGAUGCAAUGGGCGGUCGCGCCUUUCCCGCGCAGAACGACGCCGUGGCUUUGUGCCGCCUGAGCGCCUACCAAUGUGAG